AUGGACGACUCGAGGGUGGGAGUGCAGCGGAAAUCCGGCCUCGCCCUACACGGCCGCAGCAUCAGCGCGAAGGAAUCGAGCCGCGUGCUGCACGCAGGAGUCCACGCGUCCGAAACCCUCAACAAAAAUGUCGCCGUCUUCACUCACAACCACGCGUACAGCCACUACCCGCCAACGGACGAACCAAACCUAGCCUCGGUCGACUUCCGAGCCUGGCUCGCGGACCAGGUCAAGUUCAGCCGGAACCUCGUCAUCCCGCAAGUUCCGGAGAAGCCGAGCUUCCUCGAGACGUUCGCGCCGUUCCGGCUGUUGGGGCGCGUGGGGAGCAAGAAGGCGCAGUGCACUGUAGCGAUGCACGUGCACGGGGUGGAUAAUUUCCCGAAAGACAUGGAGGGGAAGGAGCUCGUCGUGCAAUGGCUGCGGCGCGGCAUGUCCGUCGGCACGAGCCCCAUGGUGGUGCACCGCGGCGUCGCGCGCUUCGAGCAGACGCUCACGAUGUCCUGCACGAUGUUCUUCAACGCCGGAGCGCAGGGCACGGUGAAGUUUAAACGGAAAGCGUCGACGCUCUGCGUGCAGAUGCUCAAGACCUCCGGGAUUGGCUACGUCGCGGAGCUUGGGCGGCAUUCCGUGGAUCUAGCGAAGCUGCUCCCCGCGUCGCUGCACGAGAAGGAGGGGCAGCCCGUGACGCUGAGCUUUCAGCUCGCGGGAUUGGCGGAGGGGGCCGUCAUGGUCGCGACGUUCGGGUAUGAGUUACAACUCGGCCGCGGCGUUAAUUUCCUCGCGCGGGUUGACACCAAGUCGUUCCGCCUGUACGCCGCGACGGCGAUCGCGGCGGCGGCGGCGGCGGUGUCGCCGUCCAGCAGUCCCCCGGGGAGCCCGCAGGCGAGUCCGCGCGGCGGAAGCGAGAAGGACGAAGCUUCGCCGAAGCAGAAGAAGAAGCUGUCGUUCUCCCUGUACCAAGCGCCGGCGGAUCGCUCUGCUGCGCCGCAGAGCGCGCGGACCCAGAGGGACGCCCGCGGAACCCGCACGGGCCCGCUGAUGCGCAUGAUGUCGGGCGGAAGCGCGAUGCGGACGGUGGUGGAGGAGGAGGAAGAGGAGGAGGAGAAGGAGAAAGUUGCGGCGAAGGAUACGCGCGCGGAGGGCAAGGGCGGGGCGAGCGGAGGGGGAGGCGGAGGGGGCACGGCGGAGAAGGAGGCGGAGGGGGAGGGGGAGGCGGUGGACUUGGCGGAUGUUUUGGCGGAAGGGGAGGGGCUUAACGACGAAGAGGAGGAGGAAGAGGGAGAGGAAGACGAGGAAGAAGAAGAGAGUGAUGAUGAGGAGGACGAUGAGGAUGACGAUGAAGAGGAUGAAGACGAGGAUGAGGAGGACGAAGAGGAAGAGGAGGAGGAGGAGGGCGGCAGAGUGGAGGUGAAGAAGGUGAUGGGAGGUUAUGCGGUGCAGAGGGAUUCGGGGGAGGAGCGCACGGUGCGGGUGGACCCAGGCACGGCCACCACCAGCGUCGCCACCACCACCACCUCGACGACGACCACCACCAGUGGCCGCGACGCGUCGCUGGACUCGGCGAGUUCGGCGGGCGAGGGCGGGCGAUCGCGCAUGGCGCAGGCGAUGCUGGAGUUCGAGUGGACGCUGCAGGCGGAGCGGAGCGCGGAGGUGGCGGAACGGAAGGGGGAAGAAUCCGGGAAAGGGCUGACUGGCGGCGAUUACGGUUACUCGCCGGGGCGCGAGUGGGCGGACGGGGAUAUGAAAGUAGCGGAAAAUGCGGCGGGGAAUGCGGCGGGUCUGGAGGAGGAGAUGGAUCUGGUAUCCGACGAGUUUCUCGAGCUGCUCAUGCAGUCCGGCGCGCUCGACGGCGCGCCGGGGAGUCUUGACGGGUUUGGCGGCGGAGAGGACGGGGAAGGGGAGGAGGGGGAGGAUGGGCGGGAGGGGGGGCUGCUGGGCGUGGCGGAAGGGCUGCUGAGCCCCGCGCGCCAGGCGUCGAGCCGCGUGGGCAGCAAUAGUGUUGGCGCGAGCGAGCCCGAGUGGAUGGAGAGGAGUGGAGAGGUGUCUUCACAUGCAGACGAGGAUGAGGAGGAGGAGGAAGAAGAGGAGGAAGAGGAGGACGAGGAGGAGGAGGUGGGUGAAGGCAUGAUGGCGUGCAAUGGUGUAGGGCGGGAGGCAGGGCAGGGGGAGGAUGUGGGGGAAGGGGAAGGGGAGGGCGAGGACGACCUGUCGUGCAUGCUGCGGGAGGCGGAGGAGGAGCAGCAGCGCGCGGAGAUAGAGGAGAAGAGCCGCCGCAAGGCGCGCCUGCUCGACUCGGAGGAGGAGGCCGCGCUCAUGCUGCGCUUCCGCGGCCACGCGCCCGCCGCCGCCGCCGCCGCUGCGGCUCCCGUAGCUGCUGCCGUCGCCCUGCCUGCCGCACCUGCUUCGGAACCCGCUGCUGCUGCUGCUGCUGCGGCAGGUGUGCAGUCCGCAGCGUUGGUGGUGGCGGGGAGGGGCAGGGGCGCGCCCCCUGCUGCCGCCGCUGUUACCGCUUCCGCGGCUCUUGCUGCCCCUGCGCGCAAGCGCUGGUCCACCGCGGGCCCGCUCGCCGUCGCUGGCAGCGGCGCGGGGAACGGCGCCGGGAGGGGUGCGGGGAGGGGCGCGGGCGCUAGUAGUGCGCUUGUGCCGAGAGUAGGCGGUCGGGGGGCGGCGGGCGGGGGAGCGGGCGGAGGCAGGGGGAGGGGGGGAAGGCUGACGGUGCAGGAGAGAGUGCGGCUGAUGGAGGAGGAGCGCGCGGCGGGGAAGGAAGGGCGCGGGGGGAAGGGGUGGGAGGGGGAAGAGGAGGAGGCGGAAGCGGAAGCGAGGAGAAGCGCGAGCGCGGAGGCUUCCGGAACGUCGACUGCGCUCGUGCCAGCUGGCAGGGGCUCGGCGCGGAAGCUGUCCACGUCAGCGGAGGUGGAGGAGGUGACAACUGGCAUCCCGCGGGCGCUCGUGCGGGGGGCGGCGGGGCCUCUGGGCGGCAGCGGGAGAAGCGGCGGAACGAUUGAGAUUAAGAUGAGCGGGGAAAGCGGUAUUGGGCGCGGAAGCAGGAUUGGAGCAGGGGAAGGGGUGGGGCGAGGGGCGAGAGGUGCGCUGACCUCCCCCGCUGAUGCAGCAGCAGCAGAAGCGGCGGCAGCAGCAGAAGCAGCAGCGUGCACAGCGAUGGUGCCUGUGGCGGGGCCUGGCGGACUGGUGUCGGCGGGCGCAGCAGCAGGCGCAGGGAAGAAGGGGGCCGGCCGCGGAUCCUCUGGCGGAGACGCGGAAGGCGCGGGGGCGAUAAUGCCCGUGGCGGGGCCUGGCGGGCUGGUAACAGCAGGCGGGGGAAGAGGCGGGGAGGGAGGAGGCGCAGGAGGCGCGCCAAGCGCAAUGACGCUGGCGGCGAUUCAGCAGGGCGCGCUGGCGCCAGGCGCGGGGUUCGGGGGAAUGCACAUGCCCUCGCGUGGGCCUUUCACGACUGUGAACACGGGCAGCAGCGGCGGCAUCAACAGCAUCAGCACGCGCAGCAGCGUGGGGGGUGUCACCGCCACCACCACCACCACAUUCUCCCCCUCCUUCCCCGCAUCCCCCUUCCCCCCAUCCCCCUUCCCCGGUUCCGCCUUCUCCCCCGGCUCCUUCGACCUCCCCCCGCUGAAGAGCCUCAACAGCGUGCUCGCGCCCACGUGCGCCGCGACGGGGCUGGCUUCCGCCAGCGCGGCGCUGUACGGCGGGGCGGGCGGGCUGGCGCAGCUCGGCGCGCUGAGGGGCGCGGACCCCAUGGUGCUGGCCGUUCCGCCCAGCAUGGCGCCCCCCGAGCUGGUGCAGGGCAUGGGGUCCGCGAUCGCGCUGCCUGGGGGCGGGUUCCUGACGUCCAUGUCGGGCCGGCAUUUUACUGAAGGCGCCAGUCGGCUGGUCAUGCAGCGGGGGAGGGGCGCGGACCCGCAGCUCGGCGCGCUGAAGGGCGCGGACCCCAUGGUGCUGGCGGUUCCGCCCACCAUGGCCCCCCCCGAGCUGGUGCAGGGCAUGGGGUCCGUGAUCGCGCUGCCUGGGGGCGGAUUUCUGACUUCCAUGUUGGUGCGACUUUUGAGAAUUCUCAAACGUCACUUCCAUGUAGGAAGGGGGGGACACUUCUCAGAAGGGGCGAGCCGGCUGGUCAUGCAGAGGGCAGCGGUGGUACCCAAGCAGAUGGGCAUAGAGGGCAUUGACAUCAUUCAAAGCAUGGUGGCAGGUGCACAUUCUCAUGCCCUCUCUCCCCCCACUACCUGCCCCCCUGCCCCUCCCCACUUUCCUCACCCUCCCGUCUUCCCCUCCCAGUUCUCCCGGGCAGUGGUGGUACCCAAGGAGAUGGGCAUAGAAGGCGCGGACAUCAUACAGAGCAUGGCGGCGUUGGGAAUAGACGCACUGUCGCAGCAGGCGCACAUGCUCAUGCCCUUACCAGACGUCAGUGGCAAGGCGCUAGAGCAGAUGGCGGCAGAGGGAUUGCUGUUCCUGGAUGGGGCGGGGGGAGGGGGAUACGAGGAGCAUCUGAGGAGGCUCGGCGCGCCUCAGAGUUUCUCACUCGUUUCAGUGGGCAUGAGUGGUGCUUGCAUGAAGCGAGUGCCAUCACAUGCUACUUAUCCUCCUUCUCUCCCCACUCCCCCUCCCUUCCUGAAUCCUUUUUCAACACUUCCCUUCCUUUUCCCCUGCUUCGUCAACCCUGCCUCUUUUCCCGGUUACAGGAGGGCACUUGGUGCAGCAGCAGCAGCAGCAUUGGGGGGAGGAGAAGGCUAUCUGGCCCUGGAGGGGCGUGCAGGAGGAAAUUACUUGGCUUUGGAAGGAGCAGCAGCAGGGAUGCAAGGCGGGCAGCUGGUGCAUGUAGGUGCGGGACAGCUGGCAACAGUGGGAGGAGGCUCGGCAGGAGCCUUGGCAUUAGGUAUGGGCGGCGGCUUGACGCCCGAAGCUAUGGCGGCGGUGGCUCGGCAGUCCGCCUUGGCUGGCACUCUGGUUCGGCUGCGGCGCCGAGGCAGGAUGAUAGCCGUGGCAAAGCAGAGGAUUAUGCAGAAGCAACUUCUGCUGGAGCAGGGCGGAGGGGGAGGGGAGGGGGAAGCAGGGGAGAGCGCAACUGGGGGAGGCGGAGCCAAGGAGGGGCGGCUGGCGCUGCUAAGGCGGACGGCUGGGGAGCUGGCUGGUGUUGGUGGGAAGGGAGGGAAGGGAGGGGACGGAUUGAACGGAGACAGAAGGUUGCUUGCAGGGGAUUUGUUUACAGAGGAUAUGGACGAGGAUUUGAAGAGGGAGCUUAUGCUUAUGGAGGAGGAGGGGUGGGAGGAUGGCGAGGACGAAUAUGUGCCGUUGGAUGAGCUGGGCGCGCUGGCGAUGGAGCAGAUCGAACGGAUGGCGUUGGAGGGGCUUAGAGUGCAGAACGACGCUUCUGAUGUGCUGGCGCCGUAUGCGAUUGAUCUGGGGAAGGAGGGUGGGGGAGGGGGUGCGUUGGGGAUGGGUGGGUAUGGCGCGUUGGGGAUGGGAGGGGGAGCGGGGAGGGGAGGGAUGGGGGAGUUGAUGUAUGGUGGGGGAGCGGGGAUGCUGACAAAUGGGGGGUAUGGAGGGGCGGAGAUGGGUGCGGGAGGGGACGAGUGGGCGAUGGUGGUGGCGGGAGGAAACGGAUCGAUGGGGCUGGCUGUAUCAUUAGACGAGUGGCAGCGGCUGGAUGCGGGGAUAUUCGAGGACUUUGAGACAGAGGAUGACACUCUAGCUGUGCUGCAGGCGCACUGUGCGGCGCAUGGCGCGGGGGAGAUGGUUCUGCAUGAUAUUGCGCGGUUGAGGACGGAUCUGGCGGCCGUGAGAGGAGGGGUGGGUGGAGGGAUGGGAGCGGGCCGGGGGCUGGCGGCGUGGGGAGGUGCGGGAGGGAUGGGGAUGAUGGGGGGUGGGGGGAUGGGGAUGAUGGGUAUGGGAGGGAUGGGGGGUAUGGUGGGUGGGGUUGGAGGAGGGGGAGAUGGGGGGCUGAUGGGGGAUAAGGUGACAGUGGCGAUGCUGGUGCAGCUGAGGGACCCUCUCAGGAAUUUCGAGCCUGUGGGUGCGCCCAUGAUGGCCCUGCUGCAGGCGGAACGAGCCCCCCCUGCUGCUGCUGAUGAUGAUGAGAAGAGCAGAGGUAAUGGUGUAGCAUCGCUGGAGGGAGGUGCUAAGGCGUUGCCAGGAGGUGCAGGAGUGAGGAGGAUAGCGUACAAUCUGCACACGGGCACGGCUGUGCGGCCCUCUGGAGGGCCUCUGACAGUGCGGAACGGAGCGAGCAAUCGGCGGAGGGAUGGGGAUCCGAUUGUGGAGGAGGUGGAUGAUGAGGAGCAGCCGGGGGGGAAAGGCGGCGUGGAGAAAGCACGGUUCAAACUGACAGGCGUGCACAUGAUGGGGCUGAAAUCCGAAGAGGCGGCAAAGAGGGGAUGGGGGAAUCAGAAGCAGGGGCAGGCAGGGUCGAGGUGGCUAGCAGCCAAUGGCAUGGCGAAGAAGGGAGCAGCUAAGCCGAAGAGGUCUACGGGGCCAGUCAAGCCUGCCAAGGUGACUGUACAGUCGGGUGACACUCUGUGGAGCUUGUCACAGAAGGUGCAUGGCAGCGGCACAAAGUGGAAGGAUGUGGUGAAGCUGAACCCACACAUUCGAAAUCCGGACCUCAUUCUCCCGAACCAGCAUGUUCGGAUGCGCUGA
This is a messenger RNA of Closterium sp. Naga37s-1, 6645 nucleotides long. Lineage: Eukaryota; Viridiplantae; Streptophyta; Zygnematophyceae; Desmidiales; Closteriaceae. The record is from the annotation of a GenBank genome assembly.